ACACUCAAAAAUUCAACCGCAAUUAAAUUUUUUCGGUUCAAUACACUACAUACUGGUUACUUGAAAAAGAAUAUAAUUUUUAUUCAUAUUUAAUGAAAUAUGAUAUAAAUGAUCAAAUAUCCAGCGGAGACAACCCUACCCGGUCAUUAUGACACAAAUUGGAUAGUUCAAGGUGAUAGGUCAAGAGGAAAAGAUUGAAUGUUAAUUUAAAAUAAUUGAUAAUUUUCUGUUAGUGAUAAGAGUUUCAACAUUUUUUAUUCUAUUCGUACUCUUAGACCAGCCUACUUUUCGAGUUUUCGUAAUUAAUUAUUAUGUCUACAGCUGGAAAGGUUAUUACCUGCAAAGCCGCAGUAGCGUGGGGCCCUAAUGAGGAUCUAAAGAUAGAAACUAUUCAAGUAGCGCCUCCUGCGGACCAUGAAGUCAGAAUAAAAAUCUGUUAUACAGCAGUAUGUCAUACUGAUGCUUACACGUUAAGCGGUCAAGAUCCUGAAGGAUUAUUUCCUGUUGUUUUGGGUCAUGAGGGGUCUGGAAUAGUUGAGAGUAUAGGAGGGGGAGUUACCAAUGUUGCAGUUGGUGAUCAUGUAAUACCAUUAUAUGUUCCUCAAUGUGGAGAAUGUAAAUUUUGCAAAUCACCAAAAACCAAUUUAUGCCAAAAAGUUCGCACAACUCAAGGUCAAGGGGUUAUGCCAAAUGGAACUUCAAGAUUUACCUGUAACGGUAAAAAUUUAUAUCAUUUUAUGGGAUGUUCUACUUUUUCUGAAUACACUGUGGUAGCUGAUGUAUCUGUGACAAAGAUUGAUGUCUCUGCACCGCUUGAGAAAGUUUGUUUGCUGGGUUGUGGAGUGCCAACUGGUUAUGGAGCUGCAUUGAACACUGCUAAGGUUGAGAAAAACUCUACUUGUGCAGUUUGGGGAUUGGGUGCUGUUGGUUUGGCCGUAGGUUUAGGAUGUAAAGCAGCCGGAGCUUCCAAAAUUAUUGGAAUUGAUAUAAAUGCAAGGAAAUUUGAAAAAGCUAAGGAUUUCGGUUUUACUGAUUUUAUAAACCCUAAAGACUUCGAGAAACCAAUUGAGCAAGUUCUGAUAGAAAUGACUGAUGGUGGUUUAGAUUAUACUUUUGAAUGUAUCGGGAAUACUGCUACAAUGAGAGCAGCCUUAGAAUCGUGUCACAAAGGAUGGGGCGUUUCCACAAUUGUAGGUGUAGCUGGUGCUGGUCAGGAAAUUAGCACAAGACCAUUUCAGUUAGUUACUGGUAGAACAUGGAAGGGAACAGCUUUUGGAGGCUGGAAAAGUCGUGAAAGCGUUCCUCGGCUGGUUGAGGAGUAUUUAUCCAAGAAAUUAAUUCUGGACGAGUUCAUCUCACAUAAGUUGAGUUUCACAGAAAUAAACGAAGCUUUCCAUCUCAUGCAUAAGGGAGAAAGCAUUCGCUCUGUUUUGAAAGUAAGUGAAAAUUGAUGGACUUUGUAACAUGUAAGAAAUAAAUACACUUGGUUCUUCAGGGUUUUUUUUUCAACAAAUGUAAUAUCAAAAAAUUUUAUAAAGAAAAUAAAAAUCAUUUCAAAUUUGAA
Harmonia axyridis is the source of this 1564-nucleotide messenger RNA. RefSeq names its product alcohol dehydrogenase class-3 (gene Fdh). Gene Ontology annotation, cellular component: cytosol. The record is from RefSeq and is a predicted model, not a curated record. The coding region runs from base 312 to 1451 and encodes 379 amino acids. The transcript has 7 exons. Gene Ontology annotation, biological process: formaldehyde catabolic process. Gene Ontology annotation, molecular function: zinc ion binding; S-(hydroxymethyl)glutathione dehydrogenase [NAD(P)+] activity. NCBI's taxonomy places the organism in Eukaryota, Metazoa, Arthropoda, Insecta, Coleoptera, Coccinellidae.